AUGUCUAAACUCGACUCUAAUCUAUGCUAUAUCAGAGGUUCAUCCACUCCAGAGGAACGACAGACAGCUGAGCCCUACAAAAUGUGGCUAUUGGUACAAGAGAAUGGAACAAUUGUCUCUGGAGAGUGCACAUGUGUUGCUGGUGAUGGUACAUGUAAGCAUAUUGCUGCUUUGCUGUUUGGACUUCAACAAUUUUGCCUAGGACUGAAUGAUCGAACAGAGAUUGGUGUCACUGAUAAAAAGGCUAAGUGGACAAAUCCUGUGAGGUCAACAAGACCAGUAAAAAUUACUGACCUUGAUCUAAGACAGCAACCAAACAACCAACCUCAGCCCAUGGCAUGUGAUGAAGAAUACACACCUGUUACUAAUGAACAAUUAAACAAUCGAACUGAAAAAGAUAUAUACAAACUUUUAAAAGCAGAAAAAUUGGCUGCAUGUGCAGCAUAUACCCUAUCUGAUAGUUCUGAUUCUGAGUAUGAAUUUGAAGAAAGUGUGUGUGAGAAUGUGACUGAAUUUGCUCAAAAUUUUUAUGUGAUGAAUCCAAAUGCUUCCUUUGAAGAAUUUGUUGAUGGUCUUAGAGUUUAUUUUGACAGAAAUCUUGCAGUCAAAAUUUCAAAAUGUACAGUUGGUCAAAACUCAUCAGAUGUAUGGCAUCAUCAAAGAGCAGGUCGCAUUACUGCAUCAUCUGUGUUUAACUGCCUGCAUUUCAGUGGUCGGAAUGAAAAUGGUAGCCUUGUUACACAAAUUCUUUGUAAAAAAUAUGCUACUUCAGAAUCUAAUUGUAUUCCUGCACUUGUACAUGGUAGGAAAUAUGAAGCAAAAGCUAGAGAUAUGUAUUUGGAGUUAAAUGGGAAAAUUCACACUAAUCUAAGAUAUUCCAGUGCAGGCCUGAUAAUCGAUGAUGAGCUUCCUUUCAUUGGUGCCUCACCAGAUGGUUUACUAGAGUGUGAUUGUUGUUUACCGGGGUGCCUCGAAAUUAAAUGUCCAUACAAGUAUAAAGAUAAAAAUCCAAAGGAGGCAGCAGCAUGUGAUUUAAAAAAUUUUGAACUAAGAAAUGGAUUUCCUGUUUUAAGGAAAAACAGUAACUCACCAUAUUAUUGUCAAAUGAUGUGUCAAAUGGCUGUUACAAAACGUACCUAUUGUGAUUUUAUUUUGUACACACACUCAGGAAUUUUUUCUGAAAGAGUGUUCUUCAAUGGACAAAUAUGGGAAUGUAUGAAAGAAAAAAUUGUCAAGUUUUAUAAGACAUUUAUAUUUCCAAAAAUCAUCAUCAACUGA
This is a messenger RNA of Saccostrea cuccullata (small rock oyster), 1278 nucleotides long. RefSeq lists its product as uncharacterized. The transcript is spliced from 2 exons. NCBI's taxonomy places the organism in Eukaryota, Metazoa, Mollusca, Bivalvia, Ostreida, Ostreidae. Gene Ontology annotation, molecular function: zinc ion binding. Bases 1 to 1278 code for a protein of 425 amino acids. The record is from RefSeq and is a predicted model, not a curated record.